Puntigrus tetrazona (Sumatra barb) is the source of this 6368-nucleotide messenger RNA. It is a transcript of the gene cep135, whose product is annotated as centrosomal protein 135. The record is from RefSeq and is a predicted model, not a curated record. The transcript has 26 exons. The coding region runs from base 917 to 4396 and encodes 1159 amino acids. Lineage: Eukaryota; Metazoa; Chordata; Actinopteri; Cypriniformes; Cyprinidae.
UUGCUUUAAAUAAUGAUAAUAAAGCGUACCGGUGAUGUAUAUUUGGCUUAUUUAAAUAGUGACUAGCCAUCAUGUUCUUUUUAGGAACGGGCAAUGCUAUCGAUGGCAUCUUUUGCCACAAAAGCAUGCACUGUGGCAGGUAUGCAUCGUGAGAGGAAACGACACUAAAGCUCGGGGCACCAUCAAUUGCCUGCACCAAUUCCCGUAAGCGUAUUAUGAAUGACUGACGACUCAUAAUUCAAAUAUUGUCAUUGUUUUGCGGACAUAUCUAAGCAAUCCACAGCAUCGCCUAAUCAAAACGACUGUCAUUCAUAAAUAAGCUAAUAAGAGGCAACAUACGGAGGGGGCAGAUUGAUGUGAUGAUGCAAACGUAUCGACGGCGUUUUCUAUACAAUGACAGAUCUUAUCGUGCAUUUCAACGCCAAAUGCAGCCCGAGACAUCUCCAUGCCUCCCCAGCUGAGCACACAUCUGUGAAGAAUGGUGGAUUUUGGAAGAUGGGCUAUAUGACAAGUCUCCACUAGAUGGCGCAGUUUCAGUGACGGGAAUGAGCAGGACUGGUCUUUCCUUCUCCUCGGCGCCAUUUUCAAACAGCGUUACCGCCACCGGAAGACCGUUCGCCGUGGGGAGGGGAGGAAAUCUGCGGGAGACGGUGAUUCUCAGCAAACCUCGACACUGUUUCACGCUAUGAACGCACCGAGCAGAAGCACCCAAACAACGAAUAGCAAGCAGACGUUAAGGGUUAUCGGCUGUCGUGUUCACCUUGAGGAGAGAAGCUUUAUUUCCGUGGCGCUGCUAAUGUUAUGAUUACUACAGAAUGAAGACUGAGGCUGAGACAGCGAACUGCCCCCCGAAGAGCGACUGACAGUUUACGCGAACAACAACAAGGAGCGGAGCGUGUAUUUGUGUUGGACGACCAUGACGACCAGCGCCGAGCGGAAGUUUAUCAGCCUGCGGAAACGCUUGGAUCAGCUGGGCUACAGACAGCCACUAGCCAUCGAGAGCCUGCCCCUGGUCGAGAAACUGUUCAGUGACCUGGUCCACACCACAGAGAGUCUCAGGAACGCCAAGCUUGCUGCAGGGAAGACGGAAAAAGAAAGCCGAAAUGUCGAUGCUGUUCUGGAGCCAUAUAAAGCUGAAAAUGCCCGGUUAGUCAGAGAAAACAAUGAACUGCACCUUGGGCUGUUGAAACUGAGAGAGGACAAGGAUCGGAUCGGCAGGGAGCUGAAAGCUUACAUCAGGAAACUGGACCAUGAAACCUCAGAUCUGAAGUUCCUCAAUAAUCAGUAUGUGCACAAAGUCCGGUCUCUUGAGCAGGACAGCAAAGCUAAGACAGAGCGCAUCCUACAGCUCCAGGAUAAGAACAUGCAAGCUGUUGUUCAGACACCUGGAGGGAAGAAACGAUCAAUCCCGUUUAGACGUCAGCGGAUGCAGAUAGAUGAACUCCUCCCACCCUCCAGUGGCCCCAUCUCUUCAUCUGUGGUGCAACCAGACGAUCCUUACAUCGCUGACCUUCUUCAGGUGGCUGAUGACAGGAUUCAGGAGCUUCAAAAGGAAAUGGCACAGAUGAAGAUUGACCUGGAGAGAGCACAGAUGGGAAUCAAACAUCUCAACACACAGGUGGAAGAGCGAGAUAAAGAGAUCGAUCGUCUGAAUCGAGCUCUAGAUGGUGGGCGACCAAAUGAUGUCAUCUCUCUAGAGGCUCAAAACAUCAGUAAUGAAAAACUUAUCGCUCAUCUGAACCUGCAGAUAGAGUAUCUGCAGGAGACCAACAGAUCCUUGGAGCAGAGGAUUGAUGGACUGCAGCAGAGGAAGAAGACUGUGUCCAGUGAGGUGGCUGAUCUGAGCGCUCGAAACCAAGAGCUGUGUCAGGAACUCACUGAGAUAGACCAGCUCGCCCAGCAGCUAGAGAAAGACAAAGAGAUGGUUCUAGAGACCGCCGACAUGGAGCUGCAAGAGGCCAAGAAAGAGAUUCAGAGUCAACAGCAGGAGCUAGAGAACCUGGAGGAGGUCAUCGCUACAUUAAGACGGGACAUGGCAGAGGGAGAUCAUGUGAAAGACCGUCUGAGGGAUCAGCUGCUUGAUCUUCAAGAACAGAAUGACAAGAUGGAGGGCCUGGUACACUUUCUGGAAGAAGACAAAAAUAGACUUCAGGAUAAAGUAGAAGCAAUGACACAGGCCGACAAGGAGAUAAUUCUGGAAUUGGAGCGGAUGCGUGCAAGGCAUGGUAUGUGUGGCAAGGAGCGGUCUCCAUCCCGUCUGGAUGGCUUUGUGAAAAGUUUAGAGGAGGAAAGGAAUUACUACAAACAGGAGCUGGAGCGUUACCGGCUGCUCAGGGGCAGGGCAGACAAAAGCCCCACCCCUAGUCCAAGCAGAGGGAGGAGCCCCAGAGGAAGAGGCAGCUGGCUUGGAAAGAAAGAUGGUGAUGCAGAACUUUCAAAUGCCCUGAAGGAGAGGGAUGAGCUGCAGUCCGUGCUGCUGGGCUUUGAGAAACACAUGGAGGAAAUCCAGAGCAGAGUGAGAUUACUGACUGCAGAAAGAGACCAGCUCAGCUCUCAGUUCCAGCAGGCUCAGGAGGAGCUAAGACGUGUCCAAAGGGAGCUUGAGUCCUCUGAACUCCAGCACAGGAUCAGAGGUGACAGGGAACACACUGAAGCUGAACUCCUGAGAGUUACUGCAGAGAGAGAUGCACUUAGAGACAGACUUAAGGUUGCACAGAGCACAGCUCUGACAGACCGAGAACAGGAGGAGAUCAGGAUUCUUGACCUGGAGAACACUGUUCAGAUGUUGGAAAGAGAAAGGGCUGAUCUACGCGCUCAGGUGUCUGUACUGAAGGAGAGUCAUGUUGCAGUUGAGAAGGAGUUGAAGGCUCAGUCAGCGGUGCUGCUGCAGAAAGUAGAAGAGGCCACACAGCAGAGAGCCGAGAACUGUGCACUAAGGCUUCUGCAGGAGCAGAUGGAGCAGUCUCUCUCAGAUGUUCAGCACAGAUUAUCUGUCAAGACCAAUGAACUGCAGGCAGCUCACCAACAGAUCGACAAACUAGAAGAGAAAAUUGCUGAUCUGAGUAGACAUGGUUCAUCUCGAAAGGAUGAGGUUGCAGGUCUGCAGAGCACAAUAGCCUCUCUAGACCGAGAGAAAGAUUCCCUUCAGGAUGCUGUGGACCAGAAGACUGAGAGUAUGGUGCUGCUACAAGAUGAGAUCCACAGGAAGGAAAAAACUCUUUUGGAGGUCCGGCUUACAGUCACAGACUUGGAGAACUCUCUGGAUCAGCUGAAGGUGACAUUGAGCAGUCGAGAGAGGGAGAUUGCUAGUCUGCGCAGACAGCUGGACAAAUCACAAGAGGAGCUCUCGGCUGUCAGUCGAGAGAGAGAGGUCGUGCUGAGAGAGAACCGCAGGUUACAGGACGAUCUGUCCACCAUGACCAGAGAAAACCAGGCGGUGCACGCAGAGAUGCAGGAAGCUUUGAAUGAGAGGGAUGAACUGAAGCACAGGGUUCACUCGUAUAUCUCGGAGGUGGCACGGAUUGAAAGCAUGAUGGCUGCCAAGGAACAGGAAAACAGAGACAUGCUGGAGCGUUUCCGGACUGUCCACACGGAGUCAGAGGACCGAGAGCUGAAGCUGCAGCAGGCCGAGGGUCUAAACAGCUCUAUCAGACUAGAGCUGCUCUCAUCUGACACAGAACGCAGACACCUCCGAGAGAGAGUCUCACUGCAAGACAGAGAGAUACAGGAGCACUUGAACGCUCUGCAAGCAUAUGAAGCUCAGGUGUCGUCGCUGGCACGGGCGAUGUCUCGUUUGGAAGAGGAGGUCCAGGAGUCUCGAGCUGAGAAAGCUUCAGUGUUGGCAGAUCUGGGCUCUGUCAGAGAACUGUGCGUCAAACUCGACUCCAGCAAAGAGCUCACCAUUCGCCAACUGACGGCUAAGAGCAUGGAGCUGGAGAGAGUGACGGGUGAACUGGAGGAUGUGCGCUCUGAGGCAGAGCUCCUGAAAAAGCAGCUGGCCAGCGAGCGGCUGGCAGUACGCAAUCUAGAGACACUGCUCUCCACCAAUCGGCAGAAGGAGUUUCAAACACACCUGAGUGCCAGCGAGAAAGAGUCUGAGCUCAAAGUGCUGAAGGACCGCCUGACUCUUGCUGACAGCAAAACGGCUGGCCAUGCCAGAGAGGUUUCUCAGCUGCGCGGAAAAGUGUCUCAGCUACAGACAGAAAUGGACGUCCUCAAGAGGCAGCUAACCACUGAGCGCUUUGAAAGGGAGAGAGCUGUGCAGGAAAUGCGCAGACAGGGCUUAUCUUUCUCUUCACUGCGGAGCUCCUCCCCUCUCAGUCCCCGGCCUGCUUCUCCCGAGCGCUCCAUCCUCCGCACACCGGAGCUUUCCGUAGACAAAAUAUCAGAAAAGUGAGUAAUAUAAUUCAUCUGCAGCAGGUACCAGUUCUUAUGUGAUUUUUAUGGAAAGCCAUUUCUGCCAUUGAAUAAAAAAUAAUGCUUUUUUUUUUUCUUGCAACUGCGAGCUUACACUUCACAAUUUAGACUUUAUUUCCCAGAAUUGUGUGAUGCGUACUUGAAAUUCUGCCUUUUUUUUAUAUAGAAGUGAGAUAUGAACUUGUAAUUGCAAGUUAGUCAGAAUUUUUUUAUUUUUCUCAAAGUAGCAUCAUGUUAAACUAAACAUUGCACAAUAUAAACUUUUAGCUGUGUGAAAUAAACUUGCUUAUUCUAGCAAUUCAGAUUUUCUGAGUUUCUCACUCUUUCAGAAUUGUUUAUAUUCGUUAUCUUUAUCUGGUUUAUAUCUAAAAGUUUACAAAUCUGACUAUAACUCGCCGUUGUGAUUUUUGUCUGACAAUUCUGAGAAGUGAAAAAGUCAGAAUUGCGAGUGUGUUUCAUGUAAUUCUGAGAAAAAUUCAGUCACAAUUUUAUUUUUAUAUGGCUUUAUUCAGCGGAAACAGGCUUCCAUAGAUAUUCAUAACCUUGCGUAUUUGAUUUUAAAUUAACCCCUGUUUACUUUACAUUUUUUAGAAGUGUGAGCUUUAAGGAGUAGAGGAAAUGAUUCAGCCUGUCCUAUUUUCACUGACAAAAGACACAAAUGUUGUGUGGAAGAUUCCUGUGUUUUAGUCAGUUCUGAGGAAACGUUUGUGUUGGGCCAGAAAUGUCUCUGAGAUCAGUCCAGAAGAUAUUUGCUUGCGCUUCUAAAAGGGAAAUACUUGUAUAUCUAUAAGGUCAAAGGAAGAAUUAUGCCACCAAAGCCAAUAUGUUGUCAAUUUAUACACUUUGUAAUAACUUGAAAGAAAUGGUUUUGCAGUAGUUGUGUUGUCAUUAUUGUUAUUAAUAAUAGUGUUAGAUUUGUGAAUGGAAAAAGAAGCAGCUUGUAGCACUCUAUAUAUUUUAUUAUCCUUACAUGGCAGACUUGUUGUGAAAUGAACUGGGAAUGUAAGAGACCCAGGAGGUCUUCAGAAGUUGAUAUGGCCAUGUUACUCAGGGCUGUUAAUGUGACACUACCACUCCAACGUGUUUUAUGUGUAUGUAUGUAUGUAUGUAUAACAGAACGUAUGUCGACUGAUUAAUUUAUGAAUAAACGUGAUUAGUUAUCCGUUUCAGGUUUAGUAUUUACUCUUCACACUAAUAUAAACAACACUACACGGUGUCAUCAUUCUUUUGUUUGGAUAUCAGUGACAUACCCUUUGGUCUGAUAAAAAUUCAGUCCGUUUUUUUUUUUUUUUAUAAAAUAGGAAAGAAAAAACAUGAAUGCUUUUGAUAUUCAAAAGUUUAACGAGUAUUCAACAUGCCUUCCUGAAUUGUUCUUAAAUUUGUUAUUAACAGCAUGUCAUGUAUCCAACUCGGUUUGAACGGAUACAAGCAGUCGGAUACGGAUGUCCCUGAGCUGAAUUUUUCUUAAAUUUGUUUUAAUUGGUGAUACUAAGCUGUGCUCAUCAAUGCAACGUAUUACAUUGGUAUGUAACUCAUUCUACGUGAAUGAGCGGUUUAUUGAAGUGUGCUAUUAUGUCAAGUGACUUUUGUUAGCCAUGAAAAAAUCUCACUGGAAUAACCAGUAAGAAAUAUAUAUAAAAGUGCAUGAUUAAGACUUGUACGCAGAUGCCCGUAACACCCUAAUGAGUUGACUCUAACCCUAACUUCACGUUGGCAUACGGUUCCAGGAGAAGCAAAUAAUAACGUUCUGGUAAUGCGCUCUGUUCGUUUUUCUUUUUUUAAACAAAAAUGAACAUUCGCAGAGCAUUUCGAGAACCAAAGACUGGGCUGAUAACCAAUCAUAACAUCCCACAAUUAAAUCAUAACCUCUGAUAGAAAUGCUCACAAAAAAAAGAAGUGAAUCAGUAAUAUUGUUCAUCAUCUUUGCUAUUCUUAAACACAGCAUUUUUUUU